CUUGAAGUGGUACCAUUUACCAGUUACCUAAAACCAAAAUCCCAAAUCCAAUAUAAAAUUGGCGCUUCCCUCUUCCUUGAAAUUGAUUCAUCACAGUUAUCACUGACGCCGUUACCUUUCUGCUCCAUCUUCUCGCCAUGUUAAACUCAGUUUAAUGGACCAAGCAGCUUCCUCCAUCAUUCUGUUUUCUUCAUUGAUACAAAUACAGCAAAUUCCAACUUCGAGGAUUUUAUGGAGAUACUUGUAUCACAGUGUCCACCAAAAUUAAAUAUAAAAGAAUAGUAACUUAGUAACUAAUACUUGGUAAAGGAAGCACAAAAAGCAAUUUCCUUUUUCUCGUCAUAAUAGUAAGCUGAAUAGCCGAAUAAUGCUAUGAUAGAUUUUUGAAGAAGAGCCUUGGCAUGAUAUCUAAGUAUUCAUCAUGGCACAAGCAGAACCUGUCACUUCUAGUGUAGAACCAGUUCAGAUUAACGGCAGACCAAAGAGACCCAAGAUCCUUCUUGCUGCUAGCGGAAGUGUUGCUGCAAUUAAAUUUGGGAACCUCUGUCGUUGUUUUUGUGAAUGGGCUGAAGUAAAAGCAGUGGCCUCUAAAUCUGCUAUGCACUUUAUCGACCGUAGGACAAUUCCAGAUGAUGUGGUUCUGUACACAGAUGAUGACGAAUGGUCUAGUUGGAGCAGAAUAGGUGACACUGUUUUGCACAUUGAGUUGCGCAGGUGGGCGGACAUUAUGGUUAUUGCCCCUCUUUCAGCUAAUACUCUUGGCAAGAUUGCUGGAGGAUUAUGCGACAAUCUGCUUACGUGCAUCGUACGAGCAUGGGAUUACAGCAAGCCCUUAUUUGUUGCCCCGGCUAUGAACACCUUCAUGUGGAAAAAUCCAUUCACAGAGAAGCAUCUUGUGUCAAUCGAUGAGCUCGGGAUCACUUUGAUACCUCCAGUUACAAAAAGGCUGGCCUGUGGAGAUUACGGAAAUGGAGCAAUGGCUGAACCGUCUCUCAUUUAUAAGACUAUACGACUGUUCUUGGAAGCGCACCCUCUGCCUACUAGCUACAACGCGUAGUACUUCAGAUGGUGUAUCCUUUAACAUUCUGGUGUUAUCGGGUUUUUAUAGUUCUCUUGUAUACUUCGGCUGGUUUUUAUGAACUUCGUUACCAUAGAACCGAUUAUUGUUCAAACAUUUAGAGACGGAGAGGGUACAUUGCUGUGUUCUGAAUCAUUACGUGGACUUGUGGAACCACGUCUAGUAUAGAUGAUACAAACAAAAGGAAAGUGACAAUUAUUUAGUUCUAAUUUUUAAUUAUUUUGCAUGAUAAUUGAAGUUCUUAAUUAGAUAUUCUAUCAUCAUGGCCCACCAAAAAAAAAAAUGUUAAAUCAAUCAUUUUCAUCAUAGUUCAUGUGAACAAGUUGAGUUAUU
This is a messenger RNA of Amaranthus tricolor (Joseph's coat), 1411 nucleotides long. RefSeq names its product probable phosphopantothenoylcysteine decarboxylase. The record is from RefSeq and is a predicted model, not a curated record. Bases 422 to 1057 code for a protein of 211 amino acids. NCBI's taxonomy places the organism in Eukaryota, Viridiplantae, Streptophyta, Magnoliopsida, Caryophyllales, Amaranthaceae. The transcript has 4 exons. Gene Ontology annotation, molecular function: phosphopantothenoylcysteine decarboxylase activity; FMN binding. Gene Ontology annotation, biological process: coenzyme A biosynthetic process. Gene Ontology annotation, cellular component: phosphopantothenoylcysteine decarboxylase complex.